AUGAAGCUCUCACGCUUCAUACUCAUCCCCACCCUCCUCAUCCUCACCCUCCUCCUCACCACCACCUCCGCCGCCAACUGGGACAAAGACGAUCACGAAAUCUUCGAACUCCAAUCCGCCCUCGAAUCGACCUACGGCAAAUCCACCAACUUCUACUCCCUCCUCGAUAUCCCCACCUCCUCCUCCUCUGCUGUCAUUAAACGAGCUUAUCGAAAGAAAUCGCUCGAACUUCACCCGGACAAAAACCCCAACAUCCCCGAUGCACAGCAACGAUUCGAACGUUUGGGACUCGUGUACAAGAUCCUCCGGGAUGAGAGGAAGGAUCGAUACGAUCACUUUUUGAAAUCUGGGUUUCCGAAGUGGAGGCGAAACGGGUACUUCUAUGAGAGGUACAGGCCCGGGUUGGGUAGUGUGUUGGUGGGGAUCGUGUUGGUGAGUGUGGCGGUGGAGAUGGGGAUCUCGAGGUUGACCAGUGGUCAGGAGAGGAGUAAGAUCGAGAGGUUGAAGAUGGGCGCUAGGUUGGUUGCGUGGGGCCCUCGAUACCAGGAGGUGCUCGCUUCGGUGGGUCAAGGUGAGGCGGAGAGCAAGCUCGCCAAAGGGGAGAGAAAAGUCAGGGUACCGAUCACAGGCUUCCCCUCUCUCCCCGCCUAUCCUUCCCAAGCGGAGAUCCGAUCAGGAAAAGUCGAUUGGGACAAGCAAGAAUCCCUCACCCGAGCUGUUCUCACAAACCCCUCCACAGCCAACGACGGCAGCGGCGCACCCAUCGUCGACUGCCUCGUCAGCGGAGCCGACGUCUCCCUGCUGGACAAGUUCUCCGGCGAAUGGAUCCGGUUGGACGAGAACGACGCUGCUCCCAGCAAGAUCGGUCAGACGUGGCCCGUGAGGCUGGUCCAGGCCGUGGUGAACAGGUUCACGGGCGGUCACGAGGAUGUACUGGGCGAGGUGGAGGAUGACCUCGAAGAGAAGGUCGAGGUCGUCAAGGAGAAGGUGGCGGGUGGUAAGAGUGGCAAGGUUGGGAAGGGUAAGAAGAACAAGUGA
Molecule: messenger RNA, 1038 nt
Organism: Pseudozyma hubeiensis SY62
Lineage: Eukaryota; Fungi; Basidiomycota; Ustilaginomycetes; Ustilaginales; Ustilaginaceae
Exons: 1
Coding region: 1-1038 (345 amino acids)
Cellular component (GO): endomembrane system
Source: RefSeq, a predicted model, not a curated record